Messenger RNA from Egretta garzetta (little egret), 1886 nucleotides. It is a transcript of the gene SERPIND1, whose product is annotated as serpin family D member 1. Bases 418 to 1884 code for a protein of 488 amino acids. Gene Ontology annotation, molecular function: serine-type endopeptidase inhibitor activity. The record is from RefSeq and is a predicted model, not a curated record. Lineage: Eukaryota; Metazoa; Chordata; Aves; Pelecaniformes; Ardeidae. The transcript has 4 exons. Gene Ontology annotation, biological process: negative regulation of endopeptidase activity; blood coagulation.
CCCUCCUCCUAUCAAGCUCAAACCUUCAAACUUAUCUUCACGCCAUAUUUUUAGCACACACUAGUAACACAGUUAGUAUACACUUAAGUGUUAUAGGUUUAUAAAUAGUCCCACAUAGGAGUAAUGAGUCUGUUACUGCUGAAAUACGCCAAUAACGAUGACUUCUAUGGGAGGAAGUCAACCGAUUCUUUGCAGGCUGGAGGCAUUACGUAAGCAAAACUGACGGCCAGCACAACAGAUUUACCCAUCUAAUUAAGCCCCGUUCCACUAAAAACCAUGCUGUCGAAUAAGGUAACUAUAGACCUCCUGCGACAGAAUUCAGUGUGGACCUAAAAUGAGGGAACAGAUAACUAAAAUUCCAUUACCCUAUGCUCUCUCAACUGUGUUAUGUUAUCUUCCAGGUUUUGACCUGUCAGAAUGAAGUUCCUGUUUCAUUUGCUUGCCUUUGCCCUCAUCAUAACCUCCACAUUUUGUGGAGUCAAGGACUUCACUGAGCAUUUUGAAAGCCUUAAAGAUGCAAAGCCACAUGAAAAUGGGACCUAUGAUAUGCCAAACUUACCUCCUGAGUUCCACAGAGAAAACACUAUCACUAAUGACUUGAUUCCUGAAGAGGAGGAGGAAGAGGACUACCUAGAUCUUGACAAGCUACUGGGUGAAGACGACUACAGUGACAUUAUCGAUGCUGCCCCAUACAUGGUUUCUGAAAUUCAGCAAGGAAAUAUUCUUGAACUAUUCCAAGGCAAAACGAGAAUCCAGCGCCUUGAUAUCCUCAAUGCAAACUUUGGCUUCAACCUUUACCGCAGCGUGGCAGACAAAGCCAACUCUUCAGAUAACAUUCUCAUGGCUCCUGUUGGCAUUUCCACUGCAAUGGCGAUGAUUUCUCUGGGUCUGAAGGGUCAGACUCAUCAGGAAGUGUUAUCUGUUCUUGGCUUUCAAGACUUCAUUAACGCCAGCACCAAAUAUGAGCUAAUGACUGUUCAUAAUCUCUUCCGCAAACUCACUCAUCGGCUAUUCAGGCGCAAUUUUGGUUAUACGCUGAGGUCCGUCAAUGACCUUUAUAUUCAGAAGGACUUUUCUAUUCUGAAUGAUUUCAGAAACAAUAUGAAAACAUACUACUUUGCUGAUGCCCAACCAGCUGAUUUUUCAGAUCCUAACUUUAUAUCUAAAACCAAUGAACGCAUACUGAAGCUGACCAAAGGAUUAAUAAAGGAAGCUCUUGUGAAUGUAAACCCUACAACACUGAUGAUGAUUCUCAACUGUCUUUACUUUAAAGGAACUUGGGAGAACAAGUUUCCAGUGGAAAUGACAACAAAGAGAAGUUUCCGACUGAAUGAGAAGCAAACAAUAAAGGUUCCUAUGAUGCAGACUAAAGGGAACUUCUUAGCUGCUGCGGACCCCGAGCUAGACUGCGGAGUGAUCCAGCUCCCGUUUGUGGGGAACAUCAGUAUGCUGAUUGUACUUCCACACAAACUCUCUGGCAUGAAAGCCCUAGAGAAGCAGAUAACGCCUCAAGUGGUGGAAAAGUGGCAGAAGAGCAUGACAAACAGAACAAGAGAAGUGGUUCUGCCUAAAUUUAAGCUGGAGAAGAGUUAUAACUUGAUUGGUUAUCUGAGAUCCAUGGGAAUAGUAGAACUGUUCAAUGAAAAAGGCAACUACUCCGGUAUAUCAGAUGAGAAAGUCACCAUCGACAGGUUCAAUCAUCAAGGGACAAUAACUGUGAAUGAGGAAGGCACAGAGGCUGGAGCAACAACCAACGUGGGGUUCAUGCCUCUUUCUACUCAGAUUCGCUUUAUUGUCGACCGCCCCUUUUUGUUUCUGAUCUAUGAACAUCGUACCAGUUGCCUUCUGUUCAUGGGCAGAGUUGUCAACCCAGCCAAGUCUUAAAA